Molecule: messenger RNA, 1122 nt
Organism: Saccoglossus kowalevskii
Lineage: Eukaryota; Metazoa; Hemichordata; Enteropneusta; Harrimaniidae
Product: hemicentin-1-like
Source: RefSeq, a predicted model, not a curated record
AUGAUUGUAAAGGAUGGAGAAUGGUCUCCGUGGACAUCUUGGACACCAUGUUCUAAAACAUGUGGAGAAGAAGGAUCUUCAUUGAAAUCACGUAGUAGAGAGUGUGACAACCCUCCUCCAAGUGGUGAUGGGAAGGAGUGUGAAGGAAACGGAUCUGAAGAAAAAGACUGUGAAGUUCCAGCUUGCCCCGUGAUUGGUGAAUGGGCUACAUGGUCACCAUGGUCGGAAUGUGAGGUAACAUGUGGAAAAGGUCUUAUUGUCAGGUCUAGGGAAUGUGAAAAUCCUGAUCCAAAUGCAUCUUCAUUGAAUGGCACUUGUGUGGGCAAAGAUACAGAUCGCAAACUUUGUAAAGCUCUCCAAGAUUGCCCAGUUAUCGCAGAAUGGAGUCCGUGGUCACCUUGGAGUGAAUGUAGUAUUACUUGUGGGGGUGAAGGUGUUGUAACAAGAGGUAGAUCAUGUGGCAUCCCAAUACCAGUCAUAGAUCCCUCACAAUGUGAAGGAAAUGAUGAAGAUAUGAAAUACUGCACUAAACCAGAAUGUCCAAUAAAUGGAGAAUGGUCACCAUGGUCACCGUGGUCCGAAUGUACAGCAACCUGCAAUGGCGGUGUAAUCACCAGACAGCGAAAUUGUGACAAUCCACCUAAAUCUAAUGGAGGUGAUGAUUGCCCUGGCGAGUCUGGUCAGUCUCAGGAAUGUAACGUAGAUGUGUGUCCUGGUGAGACAUGCGAUGAUGGGAAGGUUAUGGAUAACUGUGAUGAUCCGAAUGCCAAAAUGUGUCCUAUAACAUGUGAAGAUGUCUCUGGAAUAACUACUUGUAUUGAAUCACCAUGUACUCCUGGAUGCAGGUGCCCUGAAGGAGAGGUGGAACAGGAUAAUGAAUGUGUUGAAGUGGCAGAAUGUAACUGUCCAUAUGACAUGUCUAUUCUUGGUAAACCUUUGUCUGCAGUUCAGCUAAGUACGACCGAAUUACUAGGGGCUAGUGUACCAGCUGCAACUAAUGAGCCUGGAGAACCAGGAGGUCCUGGUGGACCUCUAGGGUCUGGUGGUCCAGGAGGUCCCGGAGGACCAGGAGGACCUGGAGGACCAGGAGGACCUAAAGGGCCUUUUGGACCUGGUGAGUAA